CAGAAACGAAGAUUGUGUGAGUGAUAGUCCGAGAAGGAGAGAGCUAAGAAACGGUGGUGACUGAGCGACGAGAUGCAGCAACGAUGAACACCAACGCCAACGCAAUGAACCACUGUUUCGCCGCUGCGGCUCAGGAUCUCGAUCCACAACACUCUCCGCCGCCGCCGGCCACCAGCACCUCCACCCAACCGUACCACCAGCAACCCCAGCCGCAGCGCCGCCUCCGCGGCUUCGCCGCCACAAACUCCAACAGCAACGCCGCAGCAACCACCACUCCGAUAAAGAGCAGGAAGGAGAGAGACAAGGAGAAGGAGCGGACGAAGCUCCGAGAGCGCCACCGCAGAGCAAUCACCAGCCGAAUGCUCGCCGGUCUCCGCCAGUACGGGAAUUUCCCCCUCCCUGCGCGCGCCGACAUGAACGACGUCAUCGCCGCACUCGCUCGGGAGGCUGGCUGGACGGUUGAGCCCGACGGCACCACUUACAGGCAGACGCCGCCGCCGCCCCCUCCAAUGCAGCCGCAAUCGCAAUCGCAGCCGCCUCCUGCUUCUCAUUUCAAUUCUGUUCAACAAAAUAAUAGUAAUGCCUCUAACGUGCAGGGUGUAAAUCCAGUUCGGUCAGUUGAAAGCCCAUUAUAUUCUGGUGCUUUGAGAAAUUGCUCUGUGAGGCCAUCAGUUGAUUGUCAGCCUUCAACUCUCAGAGUUGAUGAGAAUUUGUCACCAGCAUCCCUUGAUUCUGUUGUUGCAGAAAGGGAUGCAAAGCUUGACAAAUAUUCAAGUGCCAGCGCCAGAGACUCCCCUGAAUGUUUGAAGACAGGCCAGCUUGUGCAAGAUGUUCACUGCAGGGAGCAUGGAAACGGUCUUGCUGAGACCUCUUACAUCCCUGUUUAUGUGAAGCUUGCAACUGGCUUAAUCAGCAAUUUCUGCCAGUUGAUGGAUCCUGAAGGUGUUAAAGUGGAAUUACAACAUCUGAGGUCUUUGAAUGUUGAUGGUGUUAUCGUAGAUUGUUGGUGGGGAAUCAUUGAAGCUUGGGCACCAAAGAAGUAUGAAUGGGCAGGAUACAGGGAAAUGUUUAACAUUAUUCGAGAGUUUGGGAUGAAAUUGCAGGUGGUAAUGGCAUUUCAUGAACACGGAGGACCUGAUACGGGUGGAAUAUUUAUCUCCCUCCCUCAGUGGGUAUUGGAAAUUGGGAAAAACAAUCAGGAUAUAUUCUUCACAGAUCGUGAAGGAAGAAGAAAUACUGAGUGCCUUUCUUGGGGCAUUGACAAGGAACGGGUACUUAAAGGAAGAACUGGCAUCGAGAUCUAUUUUGAUUUCAUGAGAAGCUUCCGAACUGAGUUUGAUGACUUAUUCACUGAGGGCCUCAUUUCUGCUGUUGAAGUUGGGUUAGGAGCUUCUGGAGAGCUGAAGUACCCUUCAUUUUCAGAAAGGAUGGGCUGGAGAUAUCCGGGUAUUGGUGAGUUUCAGUGUCACGAUAAAUAUUUGUUGCAAAAUCUCCAAAGAGCUGCAAAACUCCGUGGACACUCAUUCUGGGGCCGAGCCCCUGACAAUGCUGGUUAUUAUAAUUCUAAGCCACAUGAGACAGGAUUCUUCUGUGACAGUGGUGAUUACGAUAGCUACUAUGGACGCUUCUUCCGGCAUUGGUAUACUCAGGUCUUAAUAGACCAUGCUGACAAUGUUUUGUCCCUGGCAAGUCUUGCCUUUGAGGAUAUACAGAUAGUCGUCAAGAUUCCAGCAGUUUACUGGUGGUACAAGACAAGUAGCCAUGCUGCAGAGCUCACUGCUGGCUUCAACAACCCUUCUAACCAGGACGGUUAUGCUCCAUUGUUCGAAGUGCUGAAAAAGCACGACGUCACCAUGAAAUUUGUCAUCUCGGGAUUUCAGGCUCCAUAUCCAGAGAUUGAUGAAGCAUUGUCUGAUCCCAUGGCCCUGAACUGGCAGGUCCUUAACUCAGGUUGGGACAAAGGGCUUAAUGUUGCAGGCCAGAAUGGGCAGCCAUGCUACAAUAGAGAAGAAUUCACGAGGCUGGUCGAGACAGCAAAGCCAAGAGACCAUCCUGACCGCAGACACUUCUCUUUCUUUGCCUUCCAACAACCUUCGCCUUCGAUCCAAAGAACCAUAUGCUUCCCGGAGAUCGAUUACUUCAUUAAAAGCAUGCACGGAGCAGUCAGUAACUAACAAUCCUAAUUGGCGCCACGGGUGACUACUUUCACCUACUGUACUAAAAAGUUUUUCUUGUAAAGUUCAACCUUAACUAUUUUCUAUGUAGACAUAAUUUCAAGACUCUUCUAUGUUAAAAGAGCAUAUUCACCACGAUUAUAUGAACAUGUAAUGUUUCUCUC
This is a messenger RNA of Salvia hispanica, 2338 nucleotides long. It is a transcript of the gene BMY2, whose product is annotated as beta-amylase 2. NCBI's taxonomy places the organism in Eukaryota, Viridiplantae, Streptophyta, Magnoliopsida, Lamiales, Lamiaceae. The record is from RefSeq and is a predicted model, not a curated record. Gene Ontology annotation, molecular function: beta-amylase activity. Gene Ontology annotation, biological process: polysaccharide catabolic process.